Saccostrea echinata is the source of this 1923-nucleotide messenger RNA. Its product is annotated as stimulated by retinoic acid gene 6 protein-like. Gene Ontology annotation, biological process: vitamin A import into cell. The transcript has 16 exons. Bases 1 to 1899 code for a protein of 632 amino acids. The record is from RefSeq and is a predicted model, not a curated record. Gene Ontology annotation, cellular component: plasma membrane. Gene Ontology annotation, molecular function: signaling receptor activity; retinol transmembrane transporter activity. NCBI's taxonomy places the organism in Eukaryota, Metazoa, Mollusca, Bivalvia, Ostreida, Ostreidae.
AUGGAGAAUACGACGGCUCAGGAAAACACAACAACUCAAACAAACCAAGAAUGUUUGGAACUCACAAUUGCGCUCUACAUUGACCAAGGGAUGGCUUUAUAUGCGAUCGUGGCAACAGUUAUCAUAGCUUUUGUCGAAAAAAGACGAUGUAAGGCAGAGGUUUGUUAUGGUAGACCAGGACUUCCACUCCCAAUAAAUUUCCUUGACGGAACCACAAAUUCCAUCGCCAAUGCUGCAGCUUUUGGAUGCACGCUACAACACAUAUUUUUUUUUUAUUUUGUUUGGACGUAUAUACCACACAACUACGAGAUGGUUGUUGGUUGUAUUCCUUGUGCACCAAAAAUUUUCCUUGUUUGCUUUUUGAUGUCUAUGGUAUAUUAUCCUAUAUUUGCUUGCUUGAAUUCACCGUCUCGUCUAGUUGGAUCUAUCAUUGGGUUUUUCUAUACCAUAUUUUUGUUCUUGGUUGUUUUACUUCAAAAUUACCUCUGUAACGAAUCAGACUGGGAAUGGGCUAUAUAUGCCAUCGUUUUAAUUUCUGAGAUAUAUCUGCUGAUGCUCUUCAUUUACCGCAUUGUAACAGCACUGUGUAAGAAAUCUACCAAUCUGAAGAAACCUCUAGUAAAGAAUGACCAGUUGAUGCAUGUCAAAGAUCUACUUCAGAGACCAAAGAGUACUGCCGAAGAAAUCAACAUGAAAGAGAAGAUAAUUAAGCGCGCAGAUGCAGUUGUGAUUGAAGCUAAGCUAUGCUGUCUUCAUAAAAGUCUAUACAGAUGUACCACAAGGACUCUUGCCAUCAAAACCAUAGUUCUGCUUCUCUUAUAUUACUAUUUCAUUUUUACUGUGGUUGUGUCGAAUUACUUCGGGGAACUGUACGCCGCACUUUCGUCCAGAGACGUUAUUGACCUGUAUGGUUUCAAGAUUAGAAGGUCAACUAUUCGGUAUUUGCGAACAUUAACUCAAGUUAUCAAAGUCUCGCUCAUCAUUGCCAAUGUGCUAUCAGCUGUUUAUCUAAUCGCAAAUAUGGUCCUCAUCUAUCGCUCUCAGAGACAACAUAUCAUUCAGAUAUGGAGAGGAGACAGGUCUUUCAUUCCCAGAAAUUGUAUUCAAACACAUGGUGAUAUGGUGGCGAAAAGUUUAAUGUUUGCAGGAAACCAAGCAUCGCAUCUUGUUGGAGGUUAUUUGAUUUCACAGACAGUUGUGUUCUUUCUCUGUGUUCUCUUGGCGUAUUGUAUUAUCUUGCCUAUUAUGAAGGAGGUUCCCGAAAGCUUCCUUUCACCAUUACAGACUUUAUUACCUGGUGUGGUGUUCAUGUUCAUUUUCCGAGUUGUUCUUAGAAUCAUCAGUCGUAAAGCUUUCUUACAAAAUCAUUACAUCAGUUCUGACAACGGGGAACACUGGGAGAAAGUACUGGCUUUGGACAACAGGCGAGUGUACCAGAACCUGUCCUAUUUCCUAUUUUUCUACUAUAUACUGAUUGGUUUAUUUAGAUGUCUGUACCGUAUUGUGACCUCUAUGUGCUUGGGACUAUUUUAUAUAGCGCGUAUGGAUAGAUCCUUGUUAUUUCCUGGAUAUGAACAUCGUGAUAUAAGUUAUAUGACAUAUCUUGGCUUUCUGGAGGUAGAACUUCACCAUUGUCACCCAGUCGUUGUUGUCUUUUGUGACCAGAUGAUCAAAGCUGUGAAAAUUAUCUCCACUAAAUCCGUGCAGAGCCUUAAUUCCUCGGAUGAACUUGUUUAUGGAAACAGGAUGUGUGGGCUUUCCAGAGUUUACACACGUAAAGUAAGAAACAAGUGGCAAAAGAUGAAAACCAUGAUCUCCAACCAGUCUCUUUGCAAAGCUUCAAAAACAAACUUUUCCUUUGAGCAUGAGAAAACAGUGGUGGGAUCCACGAUCAUCUAAUCUCUAGACAAAGUAUAAAUAGAG